UGGAAGCACCGCGGCGCGGGCGAGCUCGUGCCGGUGGCGCGGGAUGGGGGCCGGCAACGCGUGCGAGUUCUGGCGGCGGGUGUCGGGCCCGGAGGAGCAGCGGCUGCUGGAGCUCCUCUCCUACGGGCUGGUGGCCCUGGGCGCCGCCUCCGCCGUGCUGCUCUGCUUCAUCCCCAUGCCCUACGGCCGGUACUCCUCGCGGCGCUUCGGCUGGCUGCUGCCCGCCCGCCCCGCCUGGGCGCUGCAGGAGCUGCCCUCCCUCCUCGUCCCCAUGGGGCUGGCCGCCUGCGGCGGGGCGGUCGCCGCCGCCUGGCCCAACCGCCUGCUGCUGGGCUGCUUCGCCGUGCACUACGCACACAGGGCACUCAUAUUUCCUCUUCUGAUUCGGGAAGGAAAACCAACACCGUUUUUCACUUUUGUGCUAGCGCUUCUGUUCUGUGUUUACAAUGGAUACUUGCAAGGCCGCAGCUUGAGCAACUACGCAAAAUACCCUUCAGGCUGGUUAAAAGAUCCAUGUUUCAUCACAGGUUUUAUAGGGUGGCUGAUGGGCAUGGCAAUCAAUAUUCAUUCUGAUCAUAUUCUCAGAAAUCUGAGAAAGCCAGGAGAAACUGGUUACAAGAUACCAAGAGGAGGAAUGUUUGAGUAUGUCAGUGGAGCCAACUUUUUUGGAGAGAUCCUGGAAUGGUUUGGGUUUGCCCUUGCUUGCUGCACCAUUGAAAGCCUUGCAUUUGCACUGUGUACACUUUUCAUCUUGGGUUCAAGGGCAAAACAACACCAUCAAUGGUACCUUGAGAAAUUUGAAGACUACCCAAAGGGCCGAAAAAUUGUGAUCCCUUUUGUGUACUGAGCUGUGUCUUUAAUACUGUUUUUGAAAUUGAUGCUUUCUGUAACAGAUAAUACUUUACAGGUACUGGCAGGUUAACAACAUAGUCUGAUCAUUGCUGUGACAAAGCCUUUGCAUCAGUGCUGCUAUUAGUUACUACUUUUCUUUUUAAUGUAAACCCAGAAUCUAAUGGACACAGUGAAUAGGAACAGAAAUGCUUUUCCAGCAGUGGAGCAUCAUCAUAAAUACAUGUUAGGCAGUGUAUUUGAAUUCACAUCAUGGAACCUUCUGUGUAGGAUUUCUGGUACUUCCUUCUCUGCAGGUCCACUUGAUCUAGACACGCUGUCCUGAGGAUCAUGCUGUGAACCAAAUCACCCUCCCUGCAAUCUGAGUAGUGUGUUCUGCCUGUUAUUUGCCUGCAUACACAAAUAGGGUUUACUUUUUUUUUCCUUGCCUUCCUAAUCUUUUCUUCCCCGCAUCUGCAUUUCCAGGAGAACUGGGUGCAGACCAAGGACAUUAGAUGAAUGUAGUUGCUGUUAAGUGGGAAACAGUGUUGUUCCUCCUCUUUGCGCUCUUAUGCAGGUAUGGACACUGUAUAGAUAACUCUUUAUGUAAAUGGCAUUAAGUAUUGUAGUGCUACCUUUCCCAAAUAAUAGAUUAAGAUUGUCUACCUCUCAAACUUGAUAACCAUCUGAUAACGAUCUCAAUAUUCAAUGUGUUUUCUCACUCAACACUAUUUUUGGAAGGCAUUCUUUAUUUGGGAUACUUGGGCCAGUGUAACACUGUUAACAAUUGUGUAAGUCUUCUAACUUACUAUAUAAAGAAGAAACACCUUAAGAUUUUUACAAAAUUCUCUUACUAUUCUGUUUAAAAAAAAGUGUCUUCCUUCUCCUGUUGAUAAUGGUUUAGAUGAUUUUUGUAAUCCAAAAGUCUGGAAUCUGUGCUGCUUAUUUUAUUAAGUCAGCUCUCAUACCAUUACAUUUUUGUCCCAAAGGACUCCAGAAGGGUUUCAAAAACUUAAUAGGAUCCCAAGCAUACUGACUUUGGAGUUUCAGGCACAUCUGUGUCCUUUGCUGCUUGUGAUAUUAAAGAGUUUUUUGGAAUUGCUGAGAAAAGAAAUCUAAGAAAUUAAUUCUACAGAAAAUAAAAAAAAAAACCAAACACAGACAAAACCCCAAACCAAGAACCAAAGAAUAAUAAUUAAAAAAACCAAAAACCACUACAAAAGCAAACAAAAAAAAUGCCAAAGCUGCUGUUAAUAUACUUCGGAAAUCAAACUUUUACCAAGUGUCUUCUGAUCUGUUUACACUUUCUAUGUUGGGUUAUGUUUUUCCGAACAAAUUGGUAAUAUGUUUGCCAGAUGCAGACUUUUCCUGUAUGGUAUCGCAGUAAGCUUUGUCUAAAGCUCAAAAUUCUGUCUUCGCUGUUGAGUUACUCUUCUGUAGUAAUCAAAGUAAUGCAUCUGGUGAACUUAACCUUUAAUAUCUUAGAUAUUAGUUAAAAAAAGCACAUUUUGGAAAUGAGCUGUGAAAAAAAGGACUUUGUGACCCAAGCUUCUGCUUAACAGUUGUUUUGUCCUCUUCUUCUUCCUGCCAUGUUUAUACAGUACUUUCUUCACUGAAGUCUUGGCUAUCAGUAAGGAUUUAUUCAGUAGUGUAAGUGUAACAAAAAAAUCUGUUAUUGACUGAAUUAGUUAAAGGAAGGCGGAGAGAGAAACUGACAGUCCUGCAGUGAUGAUAACUUACCAUACUAACUAACCAGCAACUGCUGGUUGCUCCUUAUGUUCACUGGGAUGAUUGAUCCUGCUCUCAGCUAAUAUUCAAACAGAACAGCUUUGGGAGAACAUAGGAAUACCCGUUCCUUUGACACCUUACUUGAUUCUGAAAUUGUUUAAUAAUUUCUUUAGUGUUUGCAUCCUUCCUUUAGUGAAGCUUCUCCUGUUGUUUUAGUUAUCAUGCUGUAAUUUGACAUUUGAUCCUAGCUGUUUUGAUGAACACUCAGUCAUGAAGUUCCCUGGGGAGAGGAUAGUGGGGAGGAUGUUUUACUCUUCAAUGCUAAAGUGGAGUCAGUAGACAAUAAAAGUUCAAUAGGACCACUUAAAGCAUAUUCUGAAGAGAAUUUUAGAAACUAGUCUUGUAUAUUGAGAUGCUCCCAAACCCUCCCACAUGCCCAUGGCAGUUUUUUAAAUCUUGAUAUCAAAAUCAUCCAGCUAUCAAAAUUGUUUUAGGGAAAAAAAAUACACUGUUCAAAGAGCACUGCCUCCUCUAGGUGUUUAAAUACCUGCAUAGCUUAUGGUGAAUUAAUAUCUUGUGUCUUUAGGAAUAUUUGUUAAAAAAUCACUAAUGGGACAACCAACCAGUAAAAAAAAAAUCUGGCUGCAGCACUUCAGUCUGUAAUCCACCACCUCCUUUUACAUUUUUCGGCCUUUUAUGAAAAGGCAAAUCUUCUCUUAAUAGUAAACAAUAGGAAAGAAUGCAUAGUGUUCAGUAUGUCUCCUUAUAUUCAAGAGCUGUAGCUCUCUGUAGUCAGUAGUAUUUAUCAUAGUUUACAGAAAAUCUGUACUGAUGCCUCAGUUAUGCUCUUGUGCUAUGCUUCUGAAUAUUUAUCAUGAUAAAAGUUCAGCUGGUUUGCUCACAUAAAGUUAAUUUAUGGCUUACCUAUAGCAGGAUAGGGGUCUGAAACUUGAUGCUCUGACAGCUUAUCAGUGUUCUUUCUGUUGUUACAGAAAAGGAAAAGUAAAGGUCUAUAAAGUGUGAAUGUCAGUGCCUUUAGGAAUUUCAGUUAACUGGAUUAUUAAAAAAGAAAAAGAGGAGAUUUCUGUUCUUUGUGUGUUCAUAUUUUAUAUUCUUAUACUGCUGGAACCUUAAGUACAGAAUUUGAGGAUGUUCAUUAGAGAAUAUUAUGAGGAGCAGCUGAGGGAACUGGGGUUCUUUAGUCUGGAGAAAAGGAGGCUCUGGGGAAACCUUACUGUGCUUUACAGCUACCUAAAAGGAGGUAGUUGUAAAGGUGAGUGUCAAUCACACUCUUCUCCCAAGUAAAAAGUGAGAGGAUGAGAGGAAAUGGACUCAGGUUGCACCAGAGGAGGUUCAGACUAGAUAUUAGGAAAAAUUUCUUUACCAAAAGGGGUGUCAAGCAUUGGAACAGGCUGCCCAGGGAAGUGAUGGAGUCGCCAUCCCUGGAGGUGUUUAAAGCUGCGUAGAUGUGGCACUUAGGGACGUGGUUUAGUGGUGGGCUUGGCAGUGCUAGAUUAACAGUUGGACUCAAUGAUCUUAAGGGGCUUUUCCAACCUAACUGUUUCUGAUUCUUGCAUUUCAAGGCCAAGGUACACUGGUGAAAAGCGUAUGAUCAGCUUGGUCAAAUGCUAGAACCGCCUUUUGUUUAAACAAUAUCCCAUUUAUUUGUCAUACUUCACUCGUGCUCCCUUCCCCUUUAAGCAGCCUUGACAGAAUUUCUCUAUUUGAAAAUAUUUGAUACUGAAAUUUUGUUCUUGAAAAUACAUUGUAUGAAAAUGAACUCUGUUCUGCUGAUUCCAGAAGGAGAAAACACGUAUGCUUGCUAUUGUAUAAUAUCUGUAGCAAUUUUUAACAGAGACACUUCUAUUCAGAUUGCCUACAUCUUUCCCAGGAAUCCCUUACUAAUAAAAUAUGGUUUGCACUGUC
Messenger RNA from Falco peregrinus (peregrine falcon), 4482 nucleotides. RefSeq names its product steroid 5 alpha-reductase 1 (gene SRD5A1). Gene Ontology annotation, molecular function: 3-oxo-5-alpha-steroid 4-dehydrogenase activity. The record is from RefSeq and is a predicted model, not a curated record. Gene Ontology annotation, biological process: steroid biosynthetic process. Lineage: Eukaryota; Metazoa; Chordata; Aves; Falconiformes; Falconidae. Gene Ontology annotation, cellular component: membrane. The transcript is spliced from 5 exons. Bases 44 to 847 code for a protein of 267 amino acids.